CGAGCCAGCCGGGGGGCGUCGAAAAUGAUGUCCUUCAGAAAAAGAAAAUAUCUAUGGAAGAUAAUAAUAGUCUCCAUCGUAUAAUACAAUUUUUUACAACUAAGCCCGCCUCUCUCCUUUUUCCUUUCGCGCAGAGUCAAAAUUUUAGUGUAUUUAAUACUCGUCUCAGCUUCUAAAUUCAGAAACCAUUUUUGGACUCUCCGUUUUCCUCCAUUUAUUUCGCCGUUAUUCUCUCCGUUUUUCACUGUAAACAAAUACACGUUGCUUCGCCUCAUAGAAGUUCUUUACCCACGUUUCGAAAAUGCAGUGCAGUGAGCAGCCGAUGGACUUGAGUGAAUUUUUCACGACAGACGUUCCGGCCCUCUGUGAGACGGAGGGUCGAAGCAUGAGCCAACAGGCCAUGCAGUCGCUCUACGAGCUCCGCCAACAGAAUCAACUGUGCGACGCAACGCUUCGCCUCGAAAAUGGACAGAUUUUCCCCGUGCACCGCAAUAUCAUGUCCGCUUGCAGCGGUUACUUCCGGGCUCUGUUCACAACAUCGCUACACACGACAGAAACGCGGGACGUGAUCCUACACGGUGUCUCAGCGGAAGUACUCAAGAUACUCAUCGAGUACGCCUACCUGCGCAAGGUGGACAUCAACGAGACUAACGUGAGCCAGCUCUUCGCUACGGCCGACUACCUGGCCGUUCACGGAGUCCGCAACCUCUGUUGCUCCUUCCUCAUGCGCCAUAUGCGACCCGAGAACUGCAUCGGAAUCAAACAGUUUGCCAAAGAUCAUUUCUGCAAGAACCUGGAGACAGCGGCGCACCGUUUCGUGAUGCGGAACUUCGUGGCGAUGGCGCAGCAGAGCGAGGAGCUGUUGUACGUCUCGUUGGAGGAGCUGCGGGCCAUCAUCGGGGCCGACGAGCUCAACGUCAAGAGCGAGGAAGCCGUUUGGGAGUGCGUCCUCCGCUGGAUAAACCACGACGCCCAGAAACGCAAGAAUUUCAUCGUCCCGCUUCUCAAGAACAUCCGCCUUGGCCUCCUCGACACCCAAUUCUUCCUCGAAAACGUGAAAGACCAUCCUUACGUGACGGGGAACGAUCAGUGCAGGCCGGUGAUCAUCGAGACGUUGAAGUUCCUGUACGACCUGGAGAUGAUCACGCAGAAAGACGGCGAGGUGCCCACGCCGGAGAUCGCGCGACCCCGGGUGCCCCACGAAAUCCUCUUCGCCAUCGGCGGCUGGAGCGGGGGCAGCCCCACCAAUUUCAUCGAGACCUACGACACCAGAGCCGACCGAUGGGUUAAAGUAGACAAAGUUGACCCUACCGGACCCCGCGCUUAUCACGGCACAGCAGUAGUCGGCUACAACAUCUACGUCAUCGGCGGCUUCGACGGGAUGGAUUACUUCAACUCUUGCCGCUGCUUCAACGCUGUCACCAAGACGUGGAAGGAAGUUGCUCCUAUGAAUGCUCGCAGAUGUUACGUAAGUGUAGCGGUUCUUAAUGACAUGGUCUACGCGAUGGGUGGGUAUGAUGGACACCAUCGACAGAAUACAGCUGAGAAAUACAACUAUCGUACGAAUCAGUGGUCUCUCAUUGCUCCAAUGAAUGUUCAAAGAAGCGAUGCCAGCGCUACAACCCUUGAUGAGAAAAUAUACAUAACGGGAGGUUUUAACGGUCAAGAAUGUAUGCAUUCAGCUGAGGUAUAUGACCCAGAGGAGAAUUUCUGGACGUUGAUCACUCCAAUGAGAUCGCGUCGAAGUGGAGUCUCUUGUAUAGCCUAUCACGGCUGCGUCUACGUUAUCGGUGGUUUCAACGGUAUAUCUAGAAUGUGCAGCGGGGAAAAAUUCAACCCUCAGACAAACAGUUGGACGCCGAUCCCAGACAUGUACAAUCCGCGUAGUAACUUUGCGAUUGAAGUAAUCGACGAUAUGAUAUUCGCUAUUGGUGGUUUCAACGGUGUGACAACCAUCUACCACGUCGAAUGCUUUGAUGAGAAAACCAACGAAUGGUACGAGGCGACAGACAUGAACAUCUACCGCUCAGCGCUCUCGGCGUGCGUGAUCAUGGGCCUGCCGAACGUGUACGACUACAUCCACAAGCACAGGGAGCGGCUCAUGGAGGAAAAGCGACAGAAACUCCUGGCGUUACAGGAUCAGCGUGGCCAGGGCGGCGCGGCCAAUGCCAACCAGGCACCCGGCGCCCACGCUAAUGCCGCCAGUAACGCCAGCGUCGCGGCGCCCGCUAACGCUCAGAAUGCCCAGAACAACCUCGCAGCCGCCUUCCAACUCGGCGCCAACAACGAGGACGAACUCAUGGAGAUGGCCGAAUGACCGGUA
Messenger RNA from Bemisia tabaci, 2323 nucleotides. It is a transcript of the gene klhl10, whose product is annotated as kelch-like protein 10. The record is from RefSeq and is a predicted model, not a curated record. Gene Ontology annotation, biological process: carbohydrate metabolic process. Lineage: Eukaryota; Metazoa; Arthropoda; Insecta; Hemiptera; Aleyrodidae. Gene Ontology annotation, molecular function: protein binding.